Molecule: messenger RNA, 1519 nt
Organism: Rhopalosiphum padi (bird cherry-oat aphid)
Lineage: Eukaryota; Metazoa; Arthropoda; Insecta; Hemiptera; Aphididae
Product: estradiol 17-beta-dehydrogenase 11-like
Exons: 7
Coding region: 170-1144 (324 amino acids)
Cellular component (GO): lipid droplet
Molecular function (GO): oxidoreductase activity, acting on the CH-OH group of donors, NAD or NADP as acceptor
Source: RefSeq, a predicted model, not a curated record
UCGUCGUGUCGUUUUCGCCGUAACCGUAGGUACGCGGUCGUCGUAUCGCAGUCAUCGAAACACCGUCGUCAACAUUGUCACGCGGCCGCACGAAAAACCGACGAACAACAACAACAACAAUAACAGCAAUUUAUACAUCUCAACCGAUUGGAUAAAACGAGCCGUCGAAAUGGAAGCAGGACAACAACAGCCCGGUAACAGAUCACCGUCAAACGGAGUACAGACAUCAAACAUUGUAUUAGAUUAUUUACCAAUGAUCACGAAAGUUGUAGUAGGUAUUCUUCAUUCGAUAUACGCAUUCAUCAACCUAGCUUAUGUCACCAUAUUUCCAGUUGAAAAAUCUUUAAAAGAUAAAGUCGUAGUCGUGACUGGUGCCGGCAGAGGACUUGGCCGGGAGAUGAGCUACCAGUUGGCCAAAGAGGGUGCAAAAGUGGUGUGUGUGGAUAUAAACGCGGAGGGCGUCAAAGAGACGGCGGACGUGAUCAACGGCAGCCGGACUGGCGCGGACGCGGGAGCCGACUUUUACACGACCAACGUGGCUGAGCCGAGCCAGGUGAACGAACUGGCAAAGGCGGUGGAAGAGAAAUGGGGCAAGGUGGACGUGCUGAUCAACAACGCGGGUAUUGUAGCCAGCGCGCCUUUGAUGGACACCACCGACGAUCAAAUCAAGCGCAUGAUCGACGUCAACCUGGUUUCGCACUUUUGGAUGUUACGCGCCUUUUUGCCAGCCAUGAAGAAACGCAACGAAGGCCACAUCGUGGCCACGUCCUCUGUGGCUGCGUUCACGUGUGCGGCUAACAUCGUGCCAUACGCUGCCACCAAAUACGGUGUCACGGGUCUGAUGGCCAGUCUCAGAGAAGAACUCAGGGCCAACCCGUCGAACAACAUAAAAACCACUACUAUUCAUCCGUUCUUUUUGGACUCUGCCCCGAUAAACGUCAAACACUGGGACGUAAAGUCAGCAUUACCAAUUGUUUCAAUUCCACAAGUUGCCCAAGCAGCAAUUCAAGGAAUUAAAAGAGAAGACGUCGUUGUAACCGUACCAGAAAUAUUGAGACUGAUUAUGCAAAUACUAUGGAUUGUGCCACAGAAAUCAGCUGAUUAUUGGCGAGACGCAUUUAGUUCAAAAAUCAAUAAAGCUUAAUUUGCUUUAUAUUUUAAACAUAAAUUAUUGAAUUGAGUAUCUUAAAAAUUUAAAUAUAUGUUAUAUUAUGUAUAUAAAAUUUAAUUAUAGGCCUCAUACAAUUUGUUCAACAAAUGUUGGUACGUGUAUGCAUAAUAUAAUUAAAGGAAACUAUAAAUAUUUGUAAGUGCUAGUAUUGUAUAGUUUCAAUUCAACAUUUUAUUCAAUUCUCCAUUUAUUUAUUUAAUUGAGUAAAUAUUUAGUAAUGUACUUAUAAUACCUAUUUAUUUACUCAUUAUAUUUAUAUGUUAAGCAACAAUGUAUGAUUAUAAAUACUAAAAUUAUUUUGAAAAAAAUACCUGCUAUAAUUUAAUAAUAUUAUUAUCAAUUUUUUAA